This is a messenger RNA of Paramuricea clavata, 6304 nucleotides long. NCBI's taxonomy places the organism in Eukaryota, Metazoa, Cnidaria, Anthozoa, Malacalcyonacea, Plexauridae. The record is from the annotation of a GenBank genome assembly.
AUGGUUGAUGCAACAUAUAAACUCAAUAAUUUAAGAAUGCCAGUGUUCCUGCAGCUUAUUGUUGAUGGCAAUGGUGAAAGUGAAAUUGUGUUUGUGGUUGUCAGGUAGGAUGCUAACACUAUGGCAGAACUCGUUGAAGUUUUCAAAAAGCACAACAGUACCUGGGAGAAAGUGCGUAUCAUUAAUGACAGACAAAGAUUUCACAGAGAGAAUGGUUUAUGGUGAAGCAUUCCCAAAUGCAUGUCUGCAGUUGUGUCUGUUCCAUGUUUUUAUGGUCAAUCAAAAGACAGGUGAACACAGAGAAGAUGAGUAUAUCAUUAGACCAAAAGAAUCUCUGUCUAGAAAUCAUUAAAAAAAUUGCAUAUUCUGCAGGUAAUUCACAAUUGUGUUAACACAAUACAUUCAGGAACAUUGCAUGUUAAUGGUAACAGAAAAAUAUUGGCAAAAAUAAUUUUUUUCAAAGUUAAGGUUAUUUACUAUUUAUCUUUGUAGGUCAAGAUGAUUAUAAAGAAGACAUACAGGCACUCUAUGACACCAAAGUGCAGCCAGUGAUUACAUACUUCAACCAAUGUUGGGAACCAAUCAAACAUCAGUGGGUUAUUGGUCUAAAACAAUCAUGUAAUUACAGCAACAACACUACAAACAGAGGGGACUAGCUAACAGUCGUGGGUCGUGGGUAGAAUGUCGUGGGUAAAAAGUCGUGGGUCGUGGGUAAAAAGUCGUGGGUAAAAAGUCGUGGGUCGUGGGUAAAAAGUCGUGGGUAAAAAGUCGUGGGUAAAAAUUCGUGGGUCGUGGGUAAAAAGUCGUGGGUCGUGGGUAAAAAGUCGUGGGUAAAACGUCGUGGGUAAAAAGUCGUGGGUCGUGGGUAAAAAGUCGUGGGUCCCGAAUAAAAAGUCGUGGGUCCCGAGAAAAAAGUCGUGGGUCCCGAAUAAGAAGUCAGUCCUGAGAAAAUGCCGUGGGUUCCAAACAAAAUAUUCCCAUAUAUUUACCUUUCUCCCUUUGGCUUUGGAAUGCGUGUUUUUUUCUUCUGAGGCUUUCCCAAAUAUGCAUAGUCUUUAUAGAGCGCGUUAAGGCCAGGUUUUUUAUAUCGGAUAAUCGGUUUAUAAAUAUUAUAACCAAGUGUGGAUAUAAAACAGUUCAACUUCACGCCCUGUUGUAAUUUCUUCGCACAAGUUUGGUUAAACUAUAAGAAAUUUCCGCUCGCUGGCUCAGUCAACAAACCACUGGGACUGUAUUUCCUUUUUUCUUAUUUUCCUUUAUUCAAACAAUCUUUUACAAUCAAUCAUUAAACUAACCAUUCUACAUACAUUUCAUACUAAUACACUCUAACACUUUCCAAUCAACGCCCACAAUAUAAUAUUUUUACACUCAUAUUUAUACUCUAAAACUAGGAAACCAUUUUUCUGUUCAAACGUCAUGUUUAACCACAUAAAGUUCCUUCCCUUAGUUAUGUCUAAGGUGUGUCAUAUUUUCAUCCCAUUUUAACGCUGAAACAUGCUGUAUCUACAUCAUGCUUACGCGCAAUUUAUGUCAAUUAUUGCGUAUUCGCGUUUCACGGUCGCUGCGCCCACAUCGCGCCUUAAUCUUGAAGUUCCUUAACACACUCCCCCCGCUUGAGUCGCUAUGAGUCAAGUAUUAACCUAGAUUUGCAUUUCGAAUCUAGCGCUGCCUUCCUUGGAGGAGUACUUCUUUUUGAUUUGUUGGUUUCUGCACAAUUACUUUUUUCCGGCGCAGUACCUACCCACCCCCCUUCCCUCUGACAUUUAAUCUCUAAGGGGUACAAUUUUUGAACUGGUCUGGAUAGGUACACAGGUCGUCCACUAGAAACCACUUUUACUUUUGCUCCUCUCACUACGCCAUUUCUUCCUUUAAGUAACUCAACUACAACUGCCAUCUUCCAUUCGCCUCUCUUUCUAUCUUCGUCCUGAACUAUUACAACAUCACCUACCUUUGGGGCAAUGGCUGACCCAUCACCUUCGUUCCUAUGAGCUUCUCUGAGUCCUAUCAAGUACUCUUUCCUCCACCUGUUCCAAAAGUGUUCUAAUCUAUUACUGAGAUAGCUAAAUCUUGCUGUACACUCACGUUCACCUAUAGCUUCCUCUGGCUCGUCUACCACAUCAUGUAAUGAAUUUAUUCUCCUACCGAAAAUCAAAUGAGAUGGAGUUGACACCUCGUCUCCCACUUCAUCAUACUCGUACGUCAACGGUCUAGAAUUAAUCAUACACUCUACUUCUACUAACACUGUUUCUAACUCAUCUCUUUUCAAUCUAGCUCUACCUAAUGUCUUUCUUAAACACUGCUUCACACGGCCUACCAUUCUCUCAAAGAAACCACCCCACCAGGGUGCUCUUUCUAAAUUGAACUUCCAUUCUAUUCUCAUAUUAUUAAAGUAUGACUUUAUUUCUGGAUGAUCAAAUAACUUAUUCAAAUCCUUUUCUGUUGCUUGAAAGGUUUUCGCAUUAUCUGAAACUAUUAGCUUAGGCAUUCCUCGCCGCGCUGUAAAUUUCCGCAAGCAAUGCUUAAACGCUUCUGCCGACAUUUCAUCUACUAAUUCUAGGUGGACUGCUCUGGUGAUGCAGCAUGAAAACAAUGCGAUAUAUACUUUUUUCAUCUCACCAGAAGCAUCCUUUGCAUAUAGCGGUCCUGCAAAAUCUAUUCCUACUCUGGAAAAUGGUGGCGCUUUAGUCACCCGAAACUCUGGUAGUGCUGCUGUUGCUGGCUCUUUAUGUGACUUGCCUAUCAGUCUUUUGCAAUUAAGACAUUGAUUCAAAAUCUUUUUGACAAUCUGUCUGCCCUUUGGCACCCAAAAUCGUGACCUUAAUUCCGCUGACGUCGAUCUAACACCGCAGUGGUGUACUUUCUGGUGGCAUGCUUCUAUUACCGAACAAGUAAACUUAUGCUCUUUUAGACUGCUGUAACGUUCUAUAUCAAUUACAGCCUUUAAACUGCUUACUUGGUCUUUCUUAACAGAUAAAAUUGUUGCGGACUUCUUCUCUUCAAGAAAACUCUCUGGCGUUUUACUAAUUUCAAAAUAUGAUGGCCAAUUACUUGGUUGCUCUGAUAACCAUGUCGGUCCGUUCCACCAUAACUGAUUACCCUUUAACUGUGAGGCUAGAACCCCUCUACUUCCUAUAUCCGCAGGAUUUUCAUGCGUUGAAACAUACGACCACUCAUUCUUAUUUGUCAACUGUAAAAUCUCAUUAACCCUAUGUUUUACAAAUUGCUUUCAUUGGUUCCUUAUCCAACACAGCGCUGUUUUGCUAUCUAGCCAGUAUCGAACGUCAUCUAAUUUUAGCUGUGAACUUAGCGCUCUGCGAAUAGUGGUUACAAGCUGUGCAAGUAUCCUAGCUGUCAUUAAUUCCAAGCGCGGAAUCGGCAAUUCUUUCAAAGGUGCUACCCUAGUCUUACUUGCUAUCAAUUUUGCGCGCGUCUCUCCGCCUUCAGUACGAUAAACCAAAUACACCGCAGCGCAAUACACAUUCUUGGACGCGUCGCCAAAGCCAUGUAAAUAACAUUCUGAAAUAUUUCCUACAUUUGCAUCAUAUAAACAUCUAUCAACGUAUAUCUCUUGUGUUGCACGUAAGAAAGAAAGCUCGGAACCGACCAAAAGAAGCUUGUUGAGUUUAUUGAGUAGCUUGUUUGAUCCGUUAGGUUUAAUCAGUGGAAUUAUUGUGAGCAUGAAAAUACUAUUUCAAGAUGUCUGUAAGAGUAAGUUAGGAUGGGACAUUUGGCAAUGGGACAUUUGGCAAUGACAUGAAAAAGCGAUUAGAUAAGUGGAUUGAAGAUUUAGUUGCAAUAUGUUCCAAAUUGAAACGUAUUGUGUCAUUCUGUAAAUUCCAUGCCAAUCCUAAAACUUUUUCACCCUUUGUUUCGCUUUGAGGAACCAAUUUUGAUUUUGCAUACGUUUCCUUCUAGCAAUUCUAGCAUCCUUCUAGCAAUUUUCUUACAAAACACGGAUCAGUCGAAACAAACUUAUUUAAAUUACUCAUGACGUCGUAAAAAGAUGGCCGCCAAUGACCUAAAAAUGUUGAAUAUCUACUUAUGGAAGUGCUGGAAAUUGUAAUAGAUUGUGCAAAUUGUCCAAAACAAAAAUAUCACAAUAGUAACAAUAUUAUACGCCUCCAAGAAUGUUAUGCUUGCCAUGUUAUGACGUCAUCAAUGACAUCAUGACAUUGAUGUUCUGUUAUCUCAUUUCUUUCCUCUCGUGUUGCAAGCAAUAAACUAAUAAGUGUUGUAGUUCAAUAGGUGAAAAUGUGAAGUUGUAUAAAGGAAACAAGGUGAGCUAACUUCUUUUCUGUUUUACACCUCUACGGCUUUAUUGUGGUCGUACUUCUGGCUUUGUUUUAAAGUUUAAGUUAUGAAAUUUUUAUUUUGGAAGUGCUAAUAUAUUUAGCAAAAAACAAAAAAUACACAAUAACAUGUAAUAUAUUAAUAAAAUUUUAGUCUUUGGCGGUUAGAAAUUUAAAAUGCGCACAUGUGAGACUUUUUUGCCAUAUAAAACCUCAUCAUACUCGCAGUAAAUAUAGGCAGGAGUACAGUAUGUGGCCCAGUUUCGGGUCAGUACCAGUAGCGGGUCAAUAGAAAUUUGAUUUCAUUUUUUUCCGCCGAGAUAAAAAGCGACGCGAAAUGAAAUAUAUAGAUAUAAUGGUGAACCUUUCCUUUUUUGGAUGAUAGUUUUCGCAGGCUUUUUAGUUGAACUGUAUUCAAAGAAGAAUCCCUUUUGUCCGGGUAUGUUUAUAUUCUUUUACUAAAAUUUGUUCAUUUCACUGCGCAGUAAAACUAACUAAUAACAAUAAAUCGUAUUAUUGAUAUGUAAUUCUCCAUGUAACUGCCCAAUUUUGUCCUAACGAUAGAUUAUUGCCGAGAAUAUAUAAAUAUGAAAUGGCAAUUCAGUUAUUCAGAAUUUCAGAGAUAUAUUCUGGUCCCACAAAUUACGUUUUAGUUUGGCUUUGUGGCCCAGUUUCGGGUCAACUAUGUUUCAACCUUUGAAAGUGGAAGCACUGCUUAGAACGCACUCCGCAAAAACUGUGUUGAAGAGGUAGUUUCAAGCUGGAAAUAUCAUGUCUAAACCUUCUCAAAACCUCACAAAAAAAUUGUUAAAAACUUAAGACAUGUUGAAACUAUACAAAAUGAUCGAAAAUUGCCGUAAAACAAACGCUUUUAUACAAUAAACAAAGAAACUUGAAGUGACCCGAUACUGGUGCAGUUGACCCGAUACUGGGCACCUAAAAUGAUUCUUAAAAAUAUAAAUAAUUCUAAAAGUGAAAGGUAAGAAAAGUCAAUCUUUUGAAAUAUUGUUAAGAAACACCUUUCCUAUUCUCAAGUGAGCAUUUAAAAAUCGUACCUUUCCUGAAAAGGAAGAUACAGCAGUUCAAACCUGAAAUGACCCGAAACUGGGCCACAUACUGUACAGAUUUUUUUGCCAAAGUGUAGAAUUGUCAAAAAGCUGCCGCUCAUAAAACUUUUUUAAAUGUUCAAAUCAAAACAAAAUUACAGUUAUACAAUGUCUAAUAACUUGUCUAUAUGUUGUACAAAUCGAGAACUGGAAAUUCUAUGGUUAAAAAGAUAUAUUUCCUAUUAUUUUUGUUGUUUUUAUGCAAAAAAGCAACAGGAAAAUUGUUGGAAAAAAACCAUAUUACCAUGGCUACCACUUAUCUUCUAGUACUUCAUGUUAUAACAACAUAAAAUAAAAGUUGAGUAAAUGCAUCUUGAAGUAUGAUCUCUGCUACUGUAAUAUAGGCAGGUACAUAUCUUUGCUUUUAAAACGUUCUUAACAACAUUUUUCUUGAAUAAUUAUAAAAAGCAGGAAAAGAAAACUCUUCUGCCCAUUGAACAGAAAAAGUCAAAUACACUUUGCGGAUCGUACUAAAAACGUUUCAGUGUUUAUGUUUGCCAGUAGCUUAAAAGUACCUAUAACCAUGUGACUUCUUCCUUGUAGAAUUAUUCAUUUUGCAUUUCAGACGCUCAAAUGAGAGCAAGCCAGGAUAAUUGCCCUUUAUGCACCAAUGUAUUAAGAGAUGAAGAACGAGUAGUGAUUGGUGAGAAAGGGGCUGAAGGAAUCAACCAGGCCAUCAUUGAAAGAGGUGAUAGGAUCAUUGUAUCUUCUGGGACUGUAGUGCACAAAAAAUGUCGCAUGAAUUACAUCAAUAAGAAGCAAAUAGAUUUGUAUAAGAAGGCAAAGUUCAACAAGCCGUCCCUACCUGUCAAACGAAGUGCACACACUUCUAUUGGGCCUUAUGACAGCAGAACACAUUGUUUAUUCUGCGGAAAUGAAAUAAAAAAGGCAUCAAGACUACUUCAGUAA